This is a messenger RNA of Symbiodinium pilosum, 789 nucleotides long. Lineage: Eukaryota; Dinophyceae; Suessiales; Symbiodiniaceae. The record is from the annotation of a GenBank genome assembly.
AUGGGCGAGCCACUGGACAACUAUCGGUCAGUCCUCGGGGCACUGAAGGCCUUGGCUAUCAGCAGCCGGGCAUUCGGCCUUUCCUUGAAGAAUGUCACGGUGUCAACCGUGGGAGUUCCGGGAAAAAUUCGACAGCUGGCCAUGGACUGCCCAGCAGCCAACCUUGCGCUCUCUCUGCAUGCGCCAAUGCAGGACCUUCGCUCUACCAUUGUUCCCAGCGCUGGUGGCAACCACCUCGAUGCCCUACUGAAUGAGGUGGAUGAGUACGGCGGACUGACCGGCAACAAGGUCAUGAUGGAGUACAUCCUGAUCGAAGGUGUAAAUGCAUCAGCAGAAGUGGCUCAUGCUUUGGGCGCCCUCCUGGCGCGCCGGCGAGCCCUGGUCAUGUUGAACCUCAUUCCGUACAAUCCCACAGCGAGUGGAGAUGGGAAUGGAUACCGUGCGCCGACUGAUGCAGCAUGCAAAGUGUUCCGCAACAUUGUUGCUGAGUACCGGCGCUGCUGUGAUGCCCCGGGAAGCACGUGCAUUGCUGACGCUCAGGCUGGUGCACCUCUGCUUUGCACCAUACGCUGGAGUACCGUCCCUGGUCAGGCGCAGAUGGCAGCCUGCGGACAGCUAGCGCUGGAGUCGGCAAAGCCCGCUAUGCCACCAAAGAUGCACGACAUCGAGGAUGUGCCGCUGCUGAGCGUCAGCAGGACUGCGGCAAAGCAAAUGCCAUUGCCUCCCUUCCUCGAUCGUUUGCUGUGGCUGCUUGCAUCCAUCGCGGGGGCAGGCAAGGAGAAGCCGUGA